AGGCGCUAGCUUGUAGAUAAACCUUCUGUCAGCAUCACCGUCUUAUGUACCCCAUUUGGCUUAAGGAAGCUAGCCGAUCACUGUCACUGCCUGAGGUAAACCAAGCUGAGGAUUGGCUCGGAGCUUGUCAGAGCGUGACCUUCACAACCAGUCUCACCCCGACUACCGUCUUCUCUACACCCCCCGAGUCCGCAAAAUGGGUGGAAACCAGGACGAUCUCAGCCACGAGGAGGUUUGGGAUGACUCGGCCCUGAUCGACUCCUGGAAUGAGGCCUUGCAGGAGUACAAGAAAUACCAUAGUAUCCACGCGAAGGGUGGCAGUGUGAGAGAUUUGGAACCCAAGAACCGGACCACACCCAAGCCGGAAACUGAAAGUGACCAACCCGAAGAAUCACUUGAAGAUACCGAGAUUGCGGGAGGACCACGUGUGGUUGACAAGGGAAAGGCGGACGAAAAGGGAACAUCGGCCAUGCAGGAUGGGCCUUUGAAUCAAGGACCCAACGGCGGCCUGGGGGCGUUCCCAGUGCAAGCGGUUCUAGGAUCUGUGCAAGAUGAAAACCUCAAGAAGCUCCUCAUGUCAUGGUACUACGCUGGAUAUUACACGGGACUGUUUGAGGGACAACAGCAGGCCCAGCAGAGUCGGCAAUCGUAACCGAUGUCUUCUUGGCUGGGGCUGAGCAUCGGAUGAACAGAAGCCGCGAGGGACUGCUGCGAAGGGUGUCAAUCUACCCGAUCUGACCGAAUUAAUGGGCUGCGACAAGAUCUGUCUCAGAUGCGGGUGACUCGGCUGCGCCAAACACCGUCACUCUCCUAGCUGUGUCAGAACGGUCAAGGCGGCC
Messenger RNA from Ilyonectria robusta, 839 nucleotides. RefSeq lists its product as uncharacterized. NCBI's taxonomy places the organism in Eukaryota, Fungi, Ascomycota, Sordariomycetes, Hypocreales, Nectriaceae. The record is from RefSeq and is a predicted model, not a curated record. Bases 197 to 652 code for a protein of 151 amino acids. The transcript has 5 exons.